CUAAUCGAGAUAACGCUUUACACUUGACAAAUUCGCCUCGUUCAACGUCACUAGCAUGAAGUGACAGCACGCGCACUCGCGCGAGCACGAAGGCCCAGCGUGGACGCCAGUAUAAAACAGAAGAGCCAGGUUGAGACAAAAGUCUACGUCAAGAGGAUUUGGUGUGUGAGGGUCGAGAGGAGAGCAUCCAGAAAUGAAUAGAGUAACUAAAAGUCACGUGACCCCACCCAUGUAUUUCCCUAGCAUGUGUACAGCCCCUUUCUUUAAGGUGUCUGUGUUUGACCGGGAACAUUUCCAGGGCAAGUGUUUGGAGUUCACCUCGGAGUGCUGCAGCAUCCACGACUGCGGCCUGGACAACAUCCGCUCCAUCCGAGUGGAGAGUGGAGCGUGGGUGGGUUUCGAGCAUCAUGACUUCCAGGGCCAGCAGUUCAUCCUGGAGAGAGGCGAGUACCCCAACUGGGAGGCCUUCAGCGGCUCCCUGUCCUACCACACAGAGCGCUUCAUGUCCUUCCGCCCCAUCUACUGUGCUUCUCACCACAGCAGCCGUAUGAUGAUUUUCGAGAGGGAGAACUUCAUGGGCCGCAGCACGGAGCUGAGCGACGACUACCCCUCCCUGCAGGCUAUGGGCUGGUUCAAGCCUGAGGUGGGCUCCAUGCACGUGCAGUGUGGAGCCUUUGUGUGCUAUGAGUAUCCGGGCUACAGGGGCCAGCAGUACAUCAUGGAGGAUGACAAACACAGCGGAGACUACCAGGCCUGGAGAAACUGGGGCUCCCACUGCCAGACUCCCAAGAUCCAGUCCAUCAGACGCAUCAGGCACUGAGAGGGAUCGGAGCGGGACCAGCAGCAGCCGCAGAGCCCGGUCUCAGGCUAACACCUGGGCACUGUGUUUUGAGGGCCUGAAUAUAAGCUCAAAGCCAACUUUAGUUUUGCUUCUGAGCUUGGUGCUUCAUUAAGUCAGCACUGUGACUACAACACAAACCAUCAGUGACGUAGCAGCUACCUCUUUAUCCCAGCUCAUAUUCAAAUAUUCUUGUUAAUACUCAUUUUGUUUGAGUACAAAUGAAAUAAAAUUCAGAUUCAGAA
Seriola aureovittata is the source of this 1083-nucleotide messenger RNA. It is a transcript of the gene cryba1l2, whose product is annotated as crystallin, beta A1, like 2. The record is from RefSeq and is a predicted model, not a curated record. The transcript has 6 exons. Gene Ontology annotation, molecular function: structural constituent of eye lens. Gene Ontology annotation, biological process: visual perception; lens development in camera-type eye. The coding region runs from base 194 to 820 and encodes 208 amino acids. NCBI's taxonomy places the organism in Eukaryota, Metazoa, Chordata, Actinopteri, Carangiformes, Carangidae.